AUGACUACAAUCAUUAUCAAUGAAAUAAUACCCAUAAUUACUUUAAUAUUAAUUGUCAUAUUUAUAACACAUAAUACUUUCCCAAUUAAUCACACUUAUAAUAAAAAGAAAAGUAAUUAUUAUAACCAAAAAUACAUUAAUCUAGGCAAAUUAUUUAUCAAUAUUAUUCUGAGAACAAAUAUUGUAAUAGAAAAAAGCUAUAGAAAAAAGACAAACAACAGAAAACAGAAAUUAGUCCAAGAAAUGAUGAUGAAAUUUGAAGAAAUAGAAUCAAGAAAGAGAAACUUUAUAAGAAAGAAGAAGAACAAGAAGAAAUACAAUGGAGAUUGA
Molecule: messenger RNA, 330 nt
Organism: Entamoeba dispar SAW760
Lineage: Eukaryota; Evosea; Mastigamoebida; Endamoebidae
Exons: 2
Coding region: 1-330 (109 amino acids)
Source: RefSeq, a predicted model, not a curated record